Molecule: messenger RNA, 6759 nt
Organism: Hippopotamus amphibius kiboko
Lineage: Eukaryota; Metazoa; Chordata; Mammalia; Artiodactyla; Hippopotamidae
Gene: A2ML1
Product: alpha-2-macroglobulin like 1
Exons: 36
Coding region: 427-4455 (1342 amino acids)
Cellular component (GO): extracellular region
Molecular function (GO): endopeptidase inhibitor activity
Source: RefSeq, a predicted model, not a curated record
CCUAUAUAUGCUGCAGUGGGUGAGCAGACCUCUGGUUCCUGGUCCUGAGGAAUCUGUCCCACCCACAAAGAUGUGGGUUCGAUUCCUCCUAGGAAUAUUGGCCCUAUUGCCAGCUGCAGCAGAAAAUCCCCUCCGAAACUACCUGGUGACAUUACCCGCCCAGCUUAAGUUCCCCUCUACUCAGAAGGUUUGUUUGGAUCUGAGCCCUGGGUACCAUAACGUAAAAUUCACUAUUACUCUGGAGACCAAAGGCAAAACCCACACAUUGCUAGAACACUAUGGAUUGAAGACGAGGCACUUACAUUGCAAGUCCUUUUUGCGCUCCCUUGUCUUGGCCAGGUACCACUUCCUUCUGGUGGCACAGAAGAAGUAGCCACAGUCCGGGUGAGAGGAACUGGAAAUAAAAUCAACUUUGAGGAGAAGAAAAUGGUUCUAAUUCAGAGGCAGCAGAAUGGCAUCUUUAUACAAACGGACAAACCUAUCUACAACCCGGGGCAGGAAGUGCAUUUCCGCAUUGUCACCCUCACCAGCAACUUUGUUCCAGUGAAUGACAAGUACUCCAUUGUGGAACUGCAAGAUCCAAAUAACAAUAGGAUUGCGCAGUGGCUCAACGUGGUGCCCAGGCAAGGCAUUGUAGAUCUGUCCUUCCAACUGGCACCAGAGGCGAUCCUGGGCACCUACAGCGUGGCCGUGGCUGAGGGCAAGACCUUUACCACCUUCAGCGUGGAAGAAUACGUGCUGCCUAAGUUUAAGGUGGAGGUGGUGGAACCCAAACAGUUAUCAACAUUGGAAGACUCUUUCUUAGUGAAGAUUUGUUGUAGGUACACCUAUGGAAAGCCCGUGCUAGGGGCAGUAAAGGCAUCAGUGUGUCAGAAGGCAUAUAAUUACCGGUUUCGAGAGCCAGAAGGCGAACACCUACCUGACAGAUGCAAUAAUAUCUCUGGACAGACUGACAAAUCAGGCUGCAUCUCAGCUUCUGUGUCCAUGUCCACCUUCAACCUCACUGGGUAUUCUUACAGACAUGACAUCAAUAUUGUGGCUACUGUGGUGGAGGAAGGGACAGGAGUGGAGGCCAAUACCACUCGGGAUAUCUACAUUUCUUCACAAGUGGGAUCCAUGACCUUUGAAGACACCAAUGAUUAUUAUUACCCUGAUUUCCCCUUCAGUGGGAAGAUAAGAGUUAGGGGCCAUGACGGCUCCCCGCUCAAGCAUCAUUCAGUGUUCCUGGUGAUUAAUGGGAUAAAUGGAAUCAUCCACAAGACCCUGACUACUGACAGCGAAGGCCUCGCUCACUUCAAGCUGGACACAGUUAAUUGGGACGGGAAAAGCAUUUCUCUGGAGGGCAAGUUCCAAAUGGAAGAAAUGGUAUAUAAUCCAGAACAAGUGCCUCGUUACUACAGCAAUGCCUACCUGCAUCUGCAGCCCUUCUACAACACAACUCGCAGCUUCCUUGGCAUCCAUAGGCCAACUGACAUCUUGAAAUGCGGCCGGCCCCAGGAGGUGCUGGUGGAUUACUAUAUCCAUCCAGCUGAUGUGAAACAGGACCAGGAAAUCAUCUUCUCCUACUAUUUAAUAGGGAAAGGGAAUUUGCUGAUGGAGGGGCAGAAGCACCUGAAGUCUAAGAAGAAAGGACUGAAAGGCUCCUUCUCUCUUUCACUGACCUUCAACUCCAGACUAGCCCCUCACCCUUCCCUGGUGAUGUAUGCCAUUUUUCCCAGUGGAGGUGUUAUAGGGGACAAAAUUCAGUUCUCAGUGGAGAUGUGCUUUGACAAUCAGGUGUCCCUUGGCUUCUCACCUUCCCAGCAGCUUCCAGGAGCAGAUGUGGACCUGCAGCUGCAGGCGGCUCCCCGGUCCCUGUGUGCGGUCCGGGCCGUGGAUGAGAGUGUCUUGCUGCUUAGACCAGAGAGCGAGCUGAGCAACAGCUCUGUCUAUGGGAUGUUCCCAUUCUGGUAUGGUCACUACCCCUAUCAGGUGGCUGAAUAUGAUGAGUGUCCAGCGUUUGGCUCAUGGAACUCUCCACAGCCCCUCAUGGUUCCAGUGCCUGAGGAGCGUUGGGGCGGGCGUCCUGCCAUAUGGAGGCCUUGGUUCUCUGGAAGCACAGACCUUUUCCGUUUUUUCCAGGACGUGGGCCUGAAAAUACUGUCCAACGCCAAAAUCAAGAAGCCAAUAGAUUGCAGUCACCGCUCUUUAGAAUACAGCGUCGCACGGGGUGAAGGUUUCGGCUCUCCGAAGGCUUUCAAUCCAACUUCAUCAGUUCAGUCAGAGGAUUCUCAUGUUCGCCAGUACUUCCCUGAGACUUGGAUCUGGGAUCUGUUUCCUGUUGGUAACUCAGGGAAGGAGUCCAUCCGUGUCACCGUUCCUGAUACCAUCACCACAUGGAAGGCCAUGACUUUUUGCACCUCCCAGUCCAGAGGCUUUGGUCUUUCACCCACUGUUGGACUCACUGCCUUCAAGCCAUUCUUUGUUGAUCUGACUCUCCCUUACUCAGUAGUUCGUGGAGAAUCCUUUCGUCUUACUGCCACCAUCUUCAAUUAUCUGAAGCAGUGCAUCAGGGUUCAGACUAACCUGGCUAAAUCAGAGGAGUACCAGGUGGAAUCACAGAUAGACUCUGAGGCCUCCAGCUGUCUCUGUGCUGAUGAAUCAAAAUCCUAUCACUGGACUAUCACAGCUGUCAAACUGGGUCAUGUAAACUUCACUAUCAGCACUAAGAUUCUGGACAGCAAUGAGCUCUGUGGGGACCAGAAAGGGUUUGUUCCAAGAACGGGCCGGAGUGACACACUCAUCAAACCAGUUCUGGUCAAGCCGGAAGGAGUCCUUGUGGAGAAGACACACAGCUCACUGUUGUGCCCAAAAGGAAAAGUGGCCUCAGAAUCCAUCACCCUGGAGGUCCCUGACGAUGUGGUUCCUGAUUCGACCAAGGCUUAUGUUACUGUUCUGGGGGACAUCAUGGGCACAGCCCUGCAGAACCUGGACAGUCUGGUACAGAUGCCAAGCGGCUGUGGGGAGCAGAACAUGGUCUUGUUUGCUCCCAUCAUUUACGUCUGGCAGUACCUGGAGAAGACAGGGCUGCUGACUGAGGAAAUCAGGUCUCGAGCAGUGGGUUUCCUGAAGCUGGGGUACCAGAGGGAGCUGAUGUACAAACACAGCAAUGGCUCCUACAGUGCCUUUGGGGAACAGGAUGAAAAUGGAAACACAUGGCUGACAGCCUUUGUCACCAAAUGCUUUGGCCAGGCUCAGAAAAUCAUCUUCAUUGAUGACAAGAACGUCCAGGAUGCUCUCAAGUGGAUGGCAGGAAACCAGCUCCCCAGCGGCUGCUAUGCCAACGUGGGAAAACUCUUACACACGGCUAUGAAGGGUGGAGUUGAUGACGAGGUCUCCUUAACUGCCUACAUCACAGCUGCGUUGCUGGAGAUGGGAAAGACCACAGAUGACCCAAUGGUGAGUCAGGGUCUGCAGUGUCUCAAGAAGUCUGUUUCCUCCACCACCAACCUCUACACACAGGCCCUACUAGCUUAUACGUUCUCUCUGGCUGAGGAAAUGGACAUCAGAAAUAGUCUUCUUGAAAAACUAGAUCAACAGGCGAUUGCCUCAGGAGAGUCCAUUCACUGGAGCCACAAACCUGAUCGGCCAUCGGAUGCCAGCCCUUGGUCUGAGCCUGAGCCUGUAGAUGUGGAACUUACAGCAUAUAUAUUGUUGACCUGGCUUACCAAAGCCGACCUGACUCAAGAGGAGUUGGCCAAGGCCACUGGCAUAGUGGCUUGGUUGGCCAAGCAGAGAAAUGCAUAUGGAGGCUUCUCUUCCACUCAGGACACCGUAGUUGCUCUCCAAGCUCUUGCCAAGUAUGCUGCUACUGCUUAUGUGGCAUCUGAGGAGGUCAGCCUGACUGUAAAAUCCGCCCAGAAUUUCCAGCGCACUUUCAGUGUCCAAGCUGCCAACCGGUUGGUGUUUCAGCAGGAGACUCUGCCCGAUAUCCCCGGGGUGUACACCUUGGAGGCCUCGGGCCAGGGCUGUGUCUAUGUGCAGAUGGUGCUGAGAUAUAAUAUUCUCCCUCCUAAGAGUGUGGAGGCCUUUAGUCUCAGUGUGGAAGUAGGCAAAGCUGGGUGUGAGCAAGCUACUUCACCUCGAUCCUUGACUCUGACGAUCCACACCAGUUACGUGGGGAGUCGCAGCUCUUCCAAUAUGGCUAUUGUGGAAGUAAAGAUGCUUUCCGGGUUCAGUCCUAUGGAGGGCACCAAUCAGUUACUUAUCUGGCAACCACUGGUGAAGAAGGUUGAAUCUGGAACUGACACACUCAACAUCUACUUGGAAGAGCUCAGUAAGGAGACUCAGACCUAUACCUUCACCAUCAGCCAAAGCGUGUUGGUCACCAACCUCAAACCAGCAACCAUCAAAGUCUACGACUACUACCUGCCAGAUGAACAGGCAACAAUUCAGUAUUCUGAUCCCUGUGAAUGAGGAUAGAAGAUAGAAAGAGACUAAAUGAAUCCUCCAUGACAUUAUUGGACAACAUUCUUCUGUCUCUGAAAGCAGAACUCAUUCAAUCAAACAAUUUGAUUUCUCUUGUUAAAAAGCACAAAGCAACCAAGUAAAAUUGAAGAUUGAAUUGACUCUGUUAGGUGAUUCAUAAAUUGGGCAGCGUUUCAUUUGGCAACCAGAAGGGUGCUCCAAAGGGUUGUACAAAAGGGAAGGUUUUUAUAGGAAAAAGGGUUGGGCAAGGGAGCUAUUAGCAAAAGAAAAGAAUUAUUUUUUAGGUCAGGACAUCUUUUUUGGGAGGGGUGGGGAAGGGGAGGGGCAUGGCAAGGGUUUGCCAAGGGAAGAAGAUUGCCUGUUCUGCCUCUGGGGCAUGGAGAGGGCCCACAUGACUGAUGACCUCGUUGGUGCUGACCAGAAAACUCCGGACUGGUUGAUUAAGAUUACGUUCCUGGGGAAGGUCAAAAUGGCAAUUAGGUCAGGAAUUAAAUCUAGGUUUGGUAUCAGGGGCUUUAGCAAAAGUGACACCAUUUUGGGCCUGUGGUUUUUCCCUUUAACACUCUGACUAGUAAGCAGGUAACAGAUGGGCAGACCUGAACCUGUGACUUCACAGACGCAUGGGUGCCAGAAUAAAGGGCUGGGGGAGAUGGGUUAGGACGCAUCACACGAAGGAGGAAUUAUAUGGGAAAGCUCUUUGGGGUAGGGUCAUUGGCUUAACCAUUCUGUUGAGCCGUUUAGCGGACUCUCCAGAGAGGAGAUGGUGGUAGAGGGUGUCCCAGGGAAGAUACAAAUGUCUUCCUGGAGGUUACAUCUUCUAAGGGAAGACAUAAUUUAGGGCUUUAGGAAUAGAUGAAAAGAUUUUUUUCUUUUCUUUGAAAAGAAAAUCUGUGCAUAUUUCCAUGGAUACCAAAGGUUCUGUUUAAAGACGAUGAUCAUUCUUUAACAAAAACUCACGUUUUGGCUUCUUCCUUAAACCUUUUGACCCAGACUUCGCAAAGAAUCAAGUUAAGUAUUCAGAGAGAGGUCUGAAGAGAAUCCUAAUUAAGUGUCUGUGUUCAGCCAGUCUGUCACUGCAGGGCAAGCAGUGACUGAUAACAUGAAAAGUGGCUGUCCAGAAUUCCCCAUCUCUGCUGUUCUCCAGCCUUAUUCCCCCAGCCUUUUCCCACUUGGGAUACCGGUCAUGCUAUAAACUCUUCCUCAGGGCAAUGUUUUUGUUUUGGAAACAAAUUUGGAGGCAGUGGGCUGGGGUGAUGUGGGGAGAUAAGUGAUAUUUAAACAGAGAAGAUCCUCUAGGUAAUUACACCCUUUUACCCUGGAUGUCCACACUCUGAUCUUGCCCCUCUAAAUCGGAAACUGACCAAAAGAGUCGGGGAAAAUUACAUUCAUGAUAUAGAGAUAUUUCCCUAAACCCAAGGCCACACUUGCAUAAACUAUUCGUUCCUUAUUUCCUCCCUGGACUUUGCCCUGCUCCUCCUAGGAGUUCCCAAAGUGAGAGAAGAUGGAGAACGUACCCAAAAGAGGCCAUCCCUAAGCCUGCCUUACCCUUUGGUAUCAUGGGAAGAGAGCAGAAUACUCUAGAGAAAAGAGGACAGUCAUGAAUGCUCCUCCCACACAAUGAAAGCCCCACCACCCUGUACUUUUGGGUCUGUAGCUCCUGCCAAAACUUCACCUUUUCUUGCAAUGGAAGGAUGUGGUAGUCCUCAAGAUUUAAUAAGUUAUAUCUGGGCAAAAAACAUAUCAAAUGAUUACAAAAAUUAUUCUUGUAUCUUUUGGGUUGAAAGAAUAUCAUAUGAUUUAAGAUUAUCAACUAUAUUGAAUAAAGGAAUGUUCAUGAGAAAAUUCAAGUUGUUCAACUUACUGAAAUAGAAACAUUUGUGGGUAUUUAAGAAGCAAGGUGAUUUUAAGGUUUAAGUGGCAUUUAGCAUUAAAGUGACAGUGUCCUAGUGUUUAUAAUUAAUUAUUAUACGCCAGGUAUUUUGCCAGGCCUGGAAAAAUAAAGAUAAAUAAAAUGAGGUUUCUAUCCUCAAGGAGCUCACAGACCAGUGGAGGGAAAACACAAAGAAAUUAACAGUAACAAUACAGUGUGACAAAAAAAAUGAUAGAAAAAAGUACACAAAGCUAUGGGAGUACAUAGGAGAUGUACCUUCCCAGACUGAGGUGAUGGGGUGGUCAGGAACGGUCUCUCCAGGUUGUUCCCCGAGCUGGAUGAACAACAACAAGAAAAAGAAGGAGCAAGAUUGGCAAAGUGAGCUACAUGUGAAAAGCAAAGAGGUGGAAGGAAGCACGGUA